Molecule: messenger RNA, 1396 nt
Organism: Paramecium octaurelia
Lineage: Eukaryota; Ciliophora; Oligohymenophorea; Peniculida; Parameciidae
Source: the annotation of a GenBank genome assembly
AUGGGCAAUUGUAAUAUUAAUGAAAAAAAGGAAGAUCUUAUGGAGAAUAAUGGUAUUGAAUAAUGAUCGAUAUUUUAGUGGUUUCGGUGUAAAAUUUUCAGUUUAUCGAUGCAAUCGGGAGAGGUGGAUUUGGAAAGGUGUGGAAAGUUAGAUAAAAGAAAAAUAAGUAAUUCUAUGCUCUGAAGGUGAUGUCUAAACCAAAGUAAGAAGUGAUUAAAAUUUAGAAUCAUUCAAAAGAAGUCGGUAUAGUCUGUGAUGAAUGAAAAGACGUUAUUGAGUGGUUUGAAACAUAAGUAAAAAUUGAAAUUGAAUCAAGUUUUCUGAUCAACAUGCAAUACUCCUUCCAAGACAGAGAAUACUUGUAUUUGGUAAUGGAUUUGCUCUCUGGGGGAGAUCUGAGAUAUCACAUAGGAAGACACAGGAAAUUCAAUGAAGAAUAAACAAGUAUACAGACAUAAUCUAAAGCAAGAGUUUUUCAGUGGGUGCAUCAUAGUGGCAUUGGAUUACCUGCACCAACAGGGAGUAUUGCAUAGAGAUCUAAAGCCGGAGAAUUUGGUGUUUGAUAGUAAUGGUAUGGUCCAUUGAUUUAAUGAGACUAGGAUAUCUCAGAUUAACUGAUUUGGGUAUAGCCAGAAUAUGGAAACCCGAGAAUUCCCAAGAUACGAGUGGAACUCCCGGCUAUAUGGCUCCAGAAGUUAUGUGUAGUAAAUCUUUGUUUUCUAAUUAUAGGACACAAUCACGGUGUAGCAGUAGAUUACUUUGCUUUGGGAGUGAUCAUCUAUGAAUGCAUGUUAGGCAGAAGACCAUAUUUAGGGAGGAGCAGAUAGGAAAUAAGAGAAUAAAUGCUAGCCAAAUAGGCAGUUAUCAAGAGACAAGAAAUUCCACCAGGAUGGAGUUUAGAGGCGGCUGAUUUUACAAAUAAGGUAUUAUCAAUGUCUUUUUUUAGCUUUUACAAAGGAAACCGCAGAAUCGAUUGGGCAACAAUGGUCCAGAUGAAGUGAAGGAACAUCCAUGGUUCAGAGAUUUUAGUUGGGAGAAGCUUCUGACCAAGUAGAUUAUUGCUCCAUUCAUCCCUAAUGUUUAUUAUUAAACCAGAUUAUUAGGGCAAUGAAGACAAUUACCUACCCUCUGAUAGCAGACGAGAUUCCGAUGAUUCCAUUAAUGAGGAGUAACAAAUCAUGUUGAGAAGGAAUUCAGUAUAAAGUAUGAUAGUUGGAAUAUGUUAGAUCUAUUUAAUGGAUAUGAUUUUGAUAAUAAUCCUGUAAGUGUUCCUAGUAGUUAAAUGGUUGUGUCGAGCACUUCUUCAUCUCGAAUUACCAAAUAACCAACAACUACUAAUACACCAAGAUCAGCGAAGUUAGCAUAGAAGCUAAAAAAUUGAUUUACAUUUUUGCCC